This is a messenger RNA of Charadrius vociferus (killdeer), 1419 nucleotides long. It is a transcript of the gene FRMD5, whose product is annotated as FERM domain containing 5. Bases 1 to 1419 code for a protein of 472 amino acids. The transcript is spliced from 15 exons. Gene Ontology annotation, cellular component: cytoskeleton. The record is from RefSeq and is a predicted model, not a curated record. NCBI's taxonomy places the organism in Eukaryota, Metazoa, Chordata, Aves, Charadriiformes, Charadriidae.
AUGCCCUUGUCAAAAAGAGAUGCCAAGGGCCAGUACCUGUUCGACCUUCUCUGCCACCACCUGAACCUGCUGGAGAAGGACUACUUCGGCAUUCGGUUCGUGGACCCCGACAAGCAAAGGCAUUGGCUGGAAUUUACCAAGUCGGUUGUGAAGCAGAUGAGGGCCCAGCCUCCCUUCACCAUGUGCUUCCGCGUGAAGUUUUAUCCCACGGACCCCGCGGCUCUGAAGGAGGAGAUCACCAGGUAUUUAGUCUUCCUGCAGAUAAAAAGGGAUCUCUACCACGGCCGUCUCCUCUGCAAGACUUCGGAUGCGGCUUUGUUGGCCGCCUAUAUCCUUCAAGCUUCCCCAGGCUGGAAGGAGGUUUUGCAGGCGGUCGGUCCCAUGGCAGGCAGCAUCCCCCCGGCCCCCCCCAGGGGCAGUGCUGCUGCCUCAGCCUGUGCCGGCAGCACUCCCCCGCGGCAGCAGAAACCCUGUACCCGAGGGCUGACUUUCAUGUUCACAUCUUCCAUGGAAUACUCUUUUUCUGUCCUUUUUCCCCGCUGUAGUGGGCAGACACCAGCUACUUCGGAACUGAAUUUCCUCAGGAAAGCCCAGACGCUGGAGACCUACGGGGUUGACCCUCACCCUUGCAAGGACGUGUCGGGGAAUGCAGCGUUUUUGGCCUUCACUCCGUUCGGUUUUGUCGUUCUGCAGGGAAACAAGAGAGUUCACUUCAUCAAGUGGAACGAGGUGACCAAAAUGAAAUUCGAAGGGAAGACUUUCUAUUUAUACGUAAGUCAGAAAGAGGAAAAGAAAAUUGUUCUUACGUAUUUUGCCCCAACGCCCGAAGCCUGCAAACACCUCUGGAAGUGUGGGAUAGAAAACCAGGCGUUCUACAAGUUGGAGAAGUCGAGCCAGGUCCGGACGGUGUCCAGCAGCAACUUGUUCUUCAAGGGAAGCCGGUUCCGAUACAGCGGCCGCGUGGCAAAGGAGGUGAUGGAGUCCAGCGCCAAGAUCAAGAGGGAGCCCCCCGAGAUUCACCGGGCAGGGCUGGUGCCGAGCCGGAGCUGCCCCUCCAUCACCCACGGCCCCCGCCUGAGCAGCGUGCCGCGCACCCGGAGGAGAGCCGUGCACAUCUCCAUCAUGGAAGCCUCAGCCAUGAUGCUCCACACGGCGCUGGGGACACGCUCGCGCCAGGCGGAACAGGUGAAUAAGUUUGUUUUAAGUGUCCUCCGUUUGCUCCUUGUGACAGUUGGACUCCUCUUUGUUUUGCUCCUCCUCCUGAUCGUCCUUACCGAGUCCGACCUUGACACUGCCUUUUUCCGUGAUAUCCGCCAGACCCCCGAGUUCGAGCAGUUCCAUUACCAAUACUUUUGUCCCCUCAGGCGAUGGUUUGCCUGCAAAGUCCGCGCCGUGGUAAGCCUGCUCAUUGACACCUGA